CUCCAAUACGCCAUUUUGGCAUGACUGCGUGAUAAGAGAAGUGUAAAAUCUAUCCGAUUCCAUCCACUUUCUUCCUUUUUCCAUAAAAAAAAUGGAAAACGCAUAUGGAAUCGGUGUAAAAAAUAGAUAUGAUAUAUUUUUAAACGAGGAAGAAGAUCCUUUGGAAAUCCUAAAACAACAUGAAGAAGAAAAGGAGAAGAGAAAAACAGAUAAGGUUGGAAAAGAGCCGAAAGGGAAAGGCGUUAAAGCUGGAAAACAGACAUCAGUAAUUUCAGCCCCUAAAAAAGGCGGGAAAGAAGAUACUCCUAACAACGCAAGAAGUCAAGAACCACAACAAAAACGAACGGAGAGACCACCACCAAGGAUUUCUGGAGAAAGAGCUAGAUUUGGUUCUCAAGAUGAGCAUAAAGAAAAUGAAGAAAGGAAAAAUAGAAGGAACAGAGAUGUACCAUUUAUACAACCUGAUUCAAAGCAUGAAACUUGUAUAAUUCAAGAUUUCUUCACUAGGGAAGGUGAAGAGGAGGUAGCUGGAGAAGAAGGUAAAACUUCUGUGGAUGAAGGACCUAAAGAAAUGACAUUGGAUGAAUGGAAACGACAAGAGGAAGAGGUGCGCUCUGUCCCAAAGUUCAACUUGCGUAAGCCGGGUGAAGGAGAAAGUCAGACACAAUUUGGAAAGAAAUUGUACAUCCUGAAAAAGAAAGAAGAGGAGGAGGAGGAUGUUGAAGAUGAAGAAGAGUCUGAUGAUGAUGAUGAAUUUUCACGUCGGGGACGCCAGAAGCAUGUUGUUGACAUUGAAAUAAACUUCAGUGACUCCCGCAGGGGUCGAGGACGUGGACGAGGAGGUAUGCGUGGAAGUGGUAUAAGAGGUGGACGUGGAGGGGUUGGUGGAGGAGGUGGGCGUGGAGUGGUUGGUGGAGGUGGUGGACGUGGGAACUACAAGGCUCCCAAAUCAUCCCGACCAGCUGCCCCCAAGGUGGAUGAUUUGGAGGCUUUUCCCUCCCUUGCUGCAGCUUGAACUUUUGCAGUUUCAGAACUCCAUUUUUCUGAGCAUUAUUGGUCUAUUGUUUCAUCAGAAGGUCAAAAGUGUGGGUGAAUACGCUUCCUAUUUCAUUGUCGGACUUUGGCCUUUUGCGUAGAUUAAAAUAGUGGGAAGCAUUCGAGUCAGGAUGUAUGGAAAACAGAGGAAUUGUGCUACUGUUAUGUUUAGGACCUUUUUUUGUUAUAUUAAACAAACAUGCAGUCUGUUGUUAAUAUUGUGAAAUCAAGUUUCCUAAUGCCUUAAAUUUUACCUUCAGUCAGCUUCAAUAGCUGACAUACUAGGUGAUUAUUAGGCCUGUAAACCCCUGAACCCAUUAAUAAAAGAAAAAGUUCUCAGAAUUUGUUUUUGUUGGUGCUCAUUUAUGGGCAGACUUUUUUUUAAAAAAAAACCUGUGGCUAACUGUAUAUUGUUUGGUUGUGAGUUUCAAAUGGUUACUUACUAAAUUCUAAUUCUUUGUGUUAAAUAACAGUAAUAAUAGGUAUUAUUUAAUUAAUACAGAUCAUUACUCGUAAUAUCACUUGUUGGUUGAAUCAUUAAAAGUAAAAACACGUAAAGAGUGGGUAAUGAAACUCGUUAAACCCAGUAAAACGUGACAAGAGUGAACAGUUAUGUAAGUUUUAAACUAUUUAAAUAGUUAAGGAAACUCUGUACCCAAAAACAAACAAAAAGUACCAAUUGAACAAGUUAAAUGCAUAAUUUGAAAGGUAACUAUCUUUAAUGCUAAAGUUUCAGUUAAUAGUUACAAUUGUAAACUUCCUGGUAGGAUUUGAAGAUUUUCUGUUGAUAAACUGGUCCAGAUCUAGGUGUUUUUUGUUGUUGUUUUUUGUAAGUGCAUUCUAUUUUCUCAACUUUGCACAUUUGUACACUAAGUACUAUUUUGCUUUUUUCAUUUAGUUAGAAAAUUACAAUGAAAUUCUUGCACAAUUAGUAAUUGUUAAGUGACUAACAUUAACAUCAGUUUAAAAUUGUGUAAAAUGUAUCUUUCAAUUUCUAAAUAAAACUGAAGGUGUGAUUGUACAACAA
This is a messenger RNA of Limulus polyphemus (Atlantic horseshoe crab), 2062 nucleotides long. Its product is annotated as intracellular hyaluronan-binding protein 4-like. Lineage: Eukaryota; Metazoa; Arthropoda; Merostomata; Xiphosura; Limulidae. Gene Ontology annotation, cellular component: nucleus; cytoplasm. Gene Ontology annotation, molecular function: RNA binding. The transcript has 4 exons. The record is from RefSeq and is a predicted model, not a curated record. Bases 92 to 1015 code for a protein of 307 amino acids.